CUUAGUCCUGAAAGCUCUCACUCAAAAUUAAUUUAUGUCAAAAAAUAACGACCGUCGCGUAAUCUUCCAUAAUACCGUCCCAAAAAUUUUAUCAUUUAACUAAACGUUUCAAAUGCACACGUUUAAAUGGAUUGAUAAACUGUACGAUGAAUGUUGUACUGAUAAAACGAGUUAUGUUCUUAAUAUAAUAUAAUUGAUUGUAUUGAAUAAUCUUAUGAUGUUAAACCGAUAAUAAUUAUAGUUUAUGUUAUAUUAAAUUAUUAAUAUGCGUGAUUUUUUUUUGAUUUUUUUAGAUUUUAUGUGGCCAUUGGGGACCUUGCCUGACGGUUUUCCGGCGGCUGCAUACGCGGCUUACGCCUCUAGCCGAGGUUUUUCGGGUUACCCUAGUUUCGGACUCUCGUAUCCAGCAGGGGUCGCUAUUAUCGGGACCAGGCCUCGGUGCGGUAUUACUCCAACCCAAUGCCAUAACGUGAUGAGCAAUUACCACCAUCAGGCAGCCGCGGUCGCCGCACAAGGUUUCGGGCCACCAGCGUCGCCGCACACCGGCGGCCCCGGCAACCCGCGGGCCGCCGCGUUUCCGCCGGCUACGUCGCCCGGCCCCGGCGCCCCGUCCACCAUGGACAUGUACAGCUCGAACCCGGCCGAUUACGUGCAAGCAGCGUCACCGCAACCGUCCGCGUUCCCCGCGAUCGCCGUCUCACGUGCGCCCAUUAAUUACAAUCCUGUAGGGGCCUUUGAUUCCGGCCGCUUUUACCAAUGGGUACCACUGAACAACGCUAGAGUCAAUAAAUUUCUUCCAUCGUAAGGUUGACCGAUAUUAGUCGCCCCUAUACGUGUGAUUGACUCAAUAACUCACUACUAUCACCAGAGAUAUAUAUAUAAACGUCUCACUCACUCUCACUUACACCAAAGGUUUUCUUUCUCAAUAAUGCUAUUAAUAAUAAUCGUUUCUAUAUUAUAUAAUAAUUAUAAUGAUUAAAAAUUUGAAA
Messenger RNA from Melanaphis sacchari, 989 nucleotides. Its product is annotated as RNA-binding protein Musashi homolog Rbp6-like. Bases 266 to 805 code for a protein of 179 amino acids. The transcript is spliced from 6 exons. The record is from RefSeq and is a predicted model, not a curated record. NCBI's taxonomy places the organism in Eukaryota, Metazoa, Arthropoda, Insecta, Hemiptera, Aphididae.